Myxocyprinus asiaticus (Chinese sucker) is the source of this 2255-nucleotide messenger RNA. Its product is annotated as ceramide-1-phosphate transfer protein-like. Gene Ontology annotation, biological process: intermembrane lipid transfer; ceramide transport. Lineage: Eukaryota; Metazoa; Chordata; Actinopteri; Cypriniformes; Catostomidae. The record is from RefSeq and is a predicted model, not a curated record. Bases 588 to 1538 code for a protein of 316 amino acids. Gene Ontology annotation, molecular function: ceramide 1-phosphate binding; ceramide 1-phosphate transfer activity. The transcript is spliced from 4 exons. Gene Ontology annotation, cellular component: cytosol; cytoplasm; membrane.
UCAUAUUGGGCAAAUAUGAGUUGUAGCUCUUUUUAGGACUUAAAAAGAUAUUUGUGAUGGGUGCUUGUUAAUGCAAGUGUUUAUGUCUGUGUAAAGUUUACAACAGGUUGCUUAGUGCUUGCCUAAUAAGGAGUGAUAUGUUGUGCUUGAUUAAUCUAUGGACUUUGAGCAGCUGGAGACUGACUAUACAGAGAGUGCAGGAAAGAUGAAAAAAGAGAGUGAAAGAAAUAAAGGAAUCAACAUAGCAAAAGAGAAGGUGGGGGGAUUCAAUUGAACAGAGGUAGGAGAAUAGUAACAAAACCAGUUACUGCAAGUUACUGUACAUGUAGAGAAUAAAAGUAGUGAGUGAGUCUGUACAGCAGUGUGUAAAGUAUAAAAGGAUUUGCCUGACAGUUUUUGGUGAGUUGAAGAUCGAAACUCUGUCAAAACAUUGAAAAACAAACUGUGCAAGAGAGGAAACUUUCUGACCACUACAGUAGGAGCACAGAGAUAAUGACUGCUGACGAGAGAGAGUGGGCACACAAAGACUGAGAAAGAAAGAGGGGACACCUGAGAAGACGUAGCGAGAGGGAGGACAGUGGAUCAUUAUGGGAGUCAAAUGCAAGGCUUGUGCAGCCAUCGUCCUCAUCCUCCUUUUGCUUGGCACCAUGUGGCUACAUGGGAGCCUGGACCAGCACCUGGAUACUUGUCUGAAAAUUUAUGUUCCGAAAAACAAGGCUGUCUCUUUGAACAGAGUUAACUGGUCAGAGGAUGGUGAAGCUCCACUGAAGGUGUGUCCUGGUCAGAGGUUUCAAGUUGCUAAUUUGCUGGCUCACCUGAAGGCUGCACCAGUCUCCACCAAUGAUGUGCUGCUAAAGCCAUAUCUGGCAAGCUGGGAUGAGCUUAUCAAGUUUAUGGAAGCCUUGGGGCCAAUGGUGGGUUUAAUUUCGCAAGAAAUUGAAUCAAAGACUGCCAUCAUCCGUGAUCUAACCAAAAAACAUGAGAAAGAAGCUGAGAAUAGAAUGAAAGAUAAAAAAAGAAUGACUGUGGGGAGAGACACAGGCAUGGUGAUACCUCAUAAAAGACCUUCAAACUCUCCUAAAAUUAAUCACAUACUCUCAGAUGAAACAUUUGGUUACAUUUCUAUUCGGUCUAUGAUUAAGUGGGAGAUGAAGAACGGGUUGGUAGACUUCCAGAAGUAUACAAUCUCAGGCUGCAGGACUCUGCUGCGUUUGCAUCGUGCUCUGCUUUGGCUGCAAAACUUCCUACAUGAAUUGGGGAAGGAUGCAUCUGAAGGAGGGCAUCUACGUAGACCUUCUGACCUCUGCAAAGAGACCUACCAACGUACACUUGCCCAACAUCACACAUGGUUGGUGAGGAGAGCAGCGGAGCUGGCCUUUCUCGCAAUGCCUGAAAGACCUUUUUUCUACCAGUUGGUGUGUGUGGAGACACAGGCAGAAGCAGCUGUGGUGCUAGAUAGGGUGGUGAGAGCAAUAGAAGAAGUGUACGAGAGAACUGAAGGAGCUCUUGAUGAACACAAAAUGCUGGACCUUCCAUGAACAUAGAAAGAGAGAGGGAAGAUAAAGAGAAGAACUGUCAGGAUCACACUUGCCACUCAUGAGUGUAGUUGGGCGGGGCCAACAUGUUGGCUUGGGUAUAGUGCAGUAUAUGAACAUGAAACCUGUGGGUUUGGACAUUUUGGGAGGGAUACCCAGAAGCUAAUUUGCUUUAGAUCUUACUAAUAUACUCCAUGAAUGGUACAUUUUCUUAAAGAAUUAUAAGUGACCAAAUUCUCCAAGUGAGAAAACAAUCGAACAGACACUUCCAUAACGAACAUGUGAAUUCAGAAUGCAGAAAGAGCUGAUGCAGAAAUUUGUAAAUGAAAUCCACUAUGACCAACACUUUCACAUUUUUGAAAAGGGUGAUAUUAGAAAGUCAUUUUUUAAUAAACAGUACAAAAUAAGGUACUGUUUGGUUUACAUUACUAUUGAAUUACAGCUCCUGUAUUUCCACACAUGUAAAUGGUCUAUGGAACUACAGAACAAAAUUAUAAUGGAGGAAAUGGACUGUUCCAUCUAGCAAACAUGCUGUGCUCAUUGUGUGUGAGCAUUUUGCAGGUAUUGCUCCCACAUAUUUAUUUGUAAAUUCUAAUAGCCAGUCAAAGGUAGAAAAGAUAUUAACACUGAUUCCAUUUAUAGUUGUUUGGCUAGAUGCUACUACUUAUAACCAAAAAAGAAAAACCCCCUAGAGGAAACCCUAAAAGACCAAAUAAAAAA